UGUGCUUCCGGGGCGGGGCGCCUACUUCCGGGCACCUCCCACGCCUCCUUGCCGGGCGUCCGGUAGGUCUUGUCAUGGGCGAUCCGUCUCAAGCCGUGCAGGCUUUCCUGAGCCAACACCCGAGCCUGCGGCUGCUUCCUGGCGCCAAUAAGGUGCGCUGCUCCCUGACUGGCCACGAGCUGCCCUGCCGCUUGCGCGAGCUGCAAGUCUACACUGGCGGCAAGAAGUACCAGCGGCUGGCGCGCGCCUCCCCGGCCUUCGACUACGCGGAGUUCGAGCCACACAUCGUGCCCAGCACCAAACAGCCGCACCAGUUGUUCUGCAAACUCACCCUGCGGCACAUCAACAAGUCCCCAGAGCACGUGCUGCGGCACACCCAGGGCCGGCGGUACCAGAGAGCGCUGCGAAAGUAUGAGGAGUGUCAGAAGCAAGGGGUGGAGUUCGUUCCUGCCUGCCUGCUGCACAAGCGGAGGAGGGGAGACCAGAUGAACGGGGACAGGCCGCCGGGUCUGAGGGACACCUUCUGGCAGCCAGAGUCCAGUGACGAGGAGACAGCCCAGAGCGACGACAGCAUGACAGACCUGUACCCACCCGAGCUGUUCACCAAAAAGGAUGGACGAGGGCCUGAGAACGAAGGCUGCACCGAUGACUUUCUGACAGACCAGGAGGAGGAGGAUCCAAGGCCCCCAGGAGGGAAGUGCCCCAGGGGCAGGACGGAGAUGGAAGUGGCCCAUGAGCAGAUCCCUAAGCGCAGGAAGGUGCAGCAGGGCUCGCUGACCAAGAAGCGCAAGAGCCGGCACCACCGCCCCAAGAGCCUGGGCUCCUUCAAGCAGGAAGGCUAGGAAGGACCACAGAGGCGGCCUUCGGUGUCCUCGGAACUGUGUCCCGAUGCUCACUGCGCAGGGCAGGGCGGGGUGGUCUGCGUUGCACCCCAUGCUCCCGAGGCCUUGGGUGAGGCCGAGCUGAGCAGCUUGCCACUGCACCCCAGGCUGACACCACCGUGGGACUGUGCCACAUACACAAAUGCCAUUAUUUAUUUUGAUGUUUCCAAAAAAUCAAAACGUUUUCAAACACAACUAAGAUAUAAAAUACAGCAUAAAAAUGAGAUUUAUACCUAUUCCCACAUAAAGCAAAAGCAUUGUCAGAAACUGUUUUGCCAAAACCAAUGGAUAGGCCCAAUCCCCACCCCCAGGCCACAGACAAAGUUGGCCUCAUGUGCACUUGGCUCUGGGAGCGGCUUCCCACAACUCCCAACCCACAGGCCCUGGAGAAACACUGUCUGAUGGGACUGUCCCAUCACCGUGUUCGUGGGGAAGAGGCAUGUGCAGUGUCCGCGUCAUCACAAGGUACAGGCCCUGUGGCCUGAUGCCAUUGCUAGAUCUGGGCAUGGGAGAGUUUGUGCCAAUCAGAGGCAAACACUGAGGGACAAGUGUCAACUGCUAAAGGGGUCACUACUGUCCCCUCAGGGCAGGUGACUAGCUCAGGGCUGGCCUAUGGUGGCCGUGGAGAUGCACCUUGGCUGUAAAUGUGGGGUUAGCAGCCAUGGUCCCUCCAAGUCUGUGCAUCUGGUCAGUUUUCCCAAGAGGCCGGGGAGUCCUUGAGAGGCCCCAGCCACCCUGUGGCAUUUGCUACCAUGCAGAUGAGUGGAACCACAGCAACAGACCCCUCCCCCUAAAAAGAGGACACAGUGUAAGGCAAUGUUAGAAAACUUUAAAUACAGGAU
This is a messenger RNA of Chinchilla lanigera (long-tailed chinchilla), 1723 nucleotides long. It is a transcript of the gene Surf2, whose product is annotated as surfeit 2. The record is from RefSeq and is a predicted model, not a curated record. Bases 75 to 842 code for a protein of 255 amino acids. The transcript has 6 exons. Lineage: Eukaryota; Metazoa; Chordata; Mammalia; Rodentia; Chinchillidae.